AUGGAGACCACGGCUCGCCGGGAGGAGCUGGAGCAGAUCCAGGAUGAACUCGACAUUGAGAUUAUCCCUGGAACGGAGAUCAUGGCUGACAUCGGAAGCCACCAUUUUGUCAGGAGCGAUGACAGGUCUCGUCAGGUUCUCGUGCCCCAGCCCAGCCAGAGUCCACAUGACCCUCUCAAUUGGACUCAGGCCUGGAAGCUUUCUGCCCUCAUCGCAGUGUCUACUAUGAGCUUCACGCAGGGCUUUGCACCUCUGGCUCUAGCCCCCAUGUUUGGCUACUUAAUGCAGGACUACGACAGGUCGCUCGCAGAUGUCAUUCAGUUUACAGGCGUUACCAUUCUAGUCCUUGGCUUCAGUAACUUCUUCUGGGUCCCGAUAUCUACUUCCUUUGGCAGACGCCCUGUUUUGAUUGGAUCUCAAAUCGUGUGCCUUGCUUCUCAUAUUUGGCGAGCAAAGGCCUCCACGUAUAACGAGUUCAUGGGAGCAGCGAUCCUCAGUGGCAUCGGAGCAGGCCCUGGAGAGACGAUUCAGCCUAGUGUCAUCGCUGAUAUCUUCUUUCUUCACGACCGUGGAAAAUGGAACACGAUGUACUGGGUCACAUAUACCGGAGCACUGAUGGUUGCGCCUAUUAUAGCAGGUGCCAUGGCUGAUCAUGUCGGUUGGCCAUAUUUUUGGUGGCUUAAUGCUGCCAUGACCGCUUUCUCUCUAGUUGUCAUUGUGUGCGGCUUUCCGGAAACAAUGUUUAGUCGUGUAGAGGCCUCCGAAGGGCAAUCCCUAUCGCCAGAAACGCCCUCUAAGGUCGUCAAGGUUGAGUACCGGGAACAGACGUCAAAGGAAGCAUCUCGAGACAAUUCUGGUGGAAGCCAACUGGAUGCGAAUGCCGAGCGAGAUCCGUGGCUUGGCAAGGGCACACCUAGUCGACAACAGUGGAUGCUGUUUCAACGAAAUUCUUCCCCAUUUCGAUCUAUUAUGCUCGAUCUCUGGAUCCCAUGGAAGCUAUUUACUUUUCCAAUCGUUUUAUUUGCUUCGUUUAUUACUCAAGUCUUUACGGCACCACCAUACAAUUUAAGCUCGCAAUCAGUUGGGUUUACCAAUUUUGCUCUUUUUAUCGGUGCUUUAAUUGGACUUGUAACAGCAGGUCCUUUUAGUGACUGGGUCUCUGCCCGGGCAACAGCACGGAAUAACGGAAUUCGAGAGCCGGAAAUGCGACUUCCCGCUAUGGUCCCAUACGUCCUGUUAAUGGCAUUUGGUCAAACCAUUACCGCCAUUGGCUAUCAGAGAAAGUGGCCAUGGGAGGUUAUUGUUAUUCUUGGCUAUUUAUGCACGGGGAUCCAGAUUGCUGGACUUCCCAGUAUUAGCAGUACAUAUGCUGUGGACAGUUAUAAGCCAGUUGCCGGAUCACUAUUUGUGGCUAUAACAGUUAACAAGAAUCUAUGGGGCUACGGUAUGGGGAAAUUUCUUACACCCUGGACAGAGGCAAAUGGGUAA
Fusarium sp. VM40 is the source of this 1488-nucleotide messenger RNA. Lineage: Eukaryota; Fungi; Ascomycota; Sordariomycetes; Hypocreales; Nectriaceae. The record is from the annotation of a GenBank genome assembly.